GACAAUUUUCCGUAUGUUCCACACGGACUUGUUUCGACAGCACACACAAUAGCCCGGGAUUGAGCUUGAGUGAGCAUGGGGGGAAAUGAAGUCAAGCAACGGAGCCAGUAAACUGGAUUUCGAGUUCAGUGUCCUAACCAGAUAACUCAUGUGGGGCAGUUUGCUGCCAAAUGGAACUACCUGCAUCCUGCAGGUGGCAGCCCAGAAGCUCCUCCACCAAGGACGCUUUCCAUCCCUCUGUCUAACCCUUCUCAAUCAGAGGCACCUUCACAGGCCUCCUGAGGCCCCAUGUCGUUUACAGCUUCAGGGUAAAGGCUGCUUCCUGCAACAAAGUGUGACCAGGGCUUAUACAAAGCAUACUAAGUAUACUGUAGAGUUUCCUGCCAGCCCCAUCAGUGUCACAGAUAUCAAACAGUAUCUGCGCACCAAAGACAUUAAGUUCCACGAUGGCUACAGCUGCCUCCACAUCCAGAGCAUUUUUGUUGACUCGUCUGCCAGGAAGGACAGCUUCUCCUUGUUCAUCGACAAAACCACCGGACAGUUUCUGUGCAAAGACACGCAGGUGGAAGGGAGCUGGGAGGAUCUCCAGGACUGCCUGGAGGUGAUGCAGAAGGAAGAGCAGGGAUUCCUCACCCCCCAUGUGCUGCUAGGAUAUCCAGAGAGUGUGGAGGAGCAGGAGCAGAGGGAGAGAGAGCUGCGGGAGGUGCAGAGGAUCUGGUCCAGCUCUGUGCCCUUCACUGACCUCCCUGAGGAUGAGGCUCACUUGAUUAAAACCAUGUUUCAGAUCUCAAAGUUCUCAAAUGCAACACUCAAGAAGUUUUCUGUGAGGCUCUUCAAACCUACCAAGAGUCUGGUUUUACCUUGGUUUGGUGGACCGGACAUCUCCUUAAAGGGGGUGAAGCUUCUCUCCGCCCAGCAAAGCUCAGACUCUGACAGAGUUAUUUAUAAUGAAGCUACCAUCCCAAAGAGUAAUUCUUACUACAACCUGUUUGGCCUCCCCCUGGUGGGCCAUAUGGACUCGGAGGUGGUGCUGACUGGACAUGAGCUGGACACUCUGGCUGUGAGUCAGGCCACUGGACUCCCCAGUGUUGCCCUUCCACGUGGGGUCACCUGCCUUCCACCGAUCCUGCUGCCUUAUCUGGAGCAGUUUAAGCGUGUGACUCUGUGGUUGGGAGGCGACAUUCGCUCCUGGGAGGCGUCAAAGAUUUAUUCGCGCAAGCUGGGUCUGAGGCGUUGCUCACUGGUGCGGCCCGGGGAGUGCCGACCUUCCCCUGUGGAGGCGCUUGCUCGGGGGAUGAACUUCAGCCAGAUCAUCAAAUCCUCCAUUCCAGCUGCCCACAAGUCCAUAGUGUCCUUCAAGCAGCUCAGAGAAGACGUGUACGGGGAGCUGGUGAACACGGACCAGGUGGCUGGAGUGAAGUGGACGAGGUUUCCAGAGCUCAACAGAAUCCUGAAGGGACACCGCAAGGGGGAGCUGACUGUGUUCACAGGUCCUACGGGCAGUGGGAAGACCACCUUAAUCAGUGAGGUAGCCCUGGACCUUUGCAUGCAGGGCGUCAACACGUUAUGGGGCAGCUUUGAGAUCAGCAACGUGCGACUGGCUAAGAUCAUGCUGACGCAGUUUGCCAUGCAGAGGCUGGAGGAAAACUUGGAGCGGUAUGAUUUCUGGGCAGACAAGUUCGAAGAGCUGCCACUCUACUUCAUGACUUUCCAUGGUCAGCAGAACAUCCGGACAGUGCUGGACACAAUGCAACAUGCUGUCUACAUGUAUGAUAUCAACCACGUCAUCAUAGACAACCUGCAGUUCAUGAUGGGCCAGGAAAACCUCACAGUAGACAAGUUUGCAGUCCAGGACCACAUUGUCGGAGCGUUCAGGAAGUUUGCCACCAACAGCAGCUGCCACGUCACUCUGAUCAUUCAUCCCAGGAAGGAGGAGGAUGACCGAGAGCUGCAGACAGCAUCCAUCUUUGGUUCAGCAAAGGCCAGCCAAGAAGCCGACAACGUCCUCAUUCUGCAGGAGAAGAAGCUGGUGACGAGUCCCGGCCGCCGCUCCCUGCAGGUGACCAAGAACCGCUUCGAUGGAGACGUGGGCAUCUUCCCCUUGGAGUUCGUCAAGUCGUCGCUCACCUUCUCGACUCCCAUCAAGGGCAAGCAAAAGCUGAGGAAGGUCCCCACCAAGCCAGAAAACGAGGAGGUCACGCCGGCGGCGAAGAAGGCAGACGUUAAGAAAGAGAAAGCGUCCGAAACAAGAAAGACUUCCCGAGCUACUAAGAGUCCUGCAACUGGAAAUGAGAACAGGCGGAAGGAAUAAAAAGAGUUUCAGUAAUGGCUCAUUUUCUCUGUUGGUUGUGGAUCACUUCCACAUUUAUAUUUGAAGGUUAGAGAGAUGCUGAGAUAUCUUGUGGCCGAUCAUAUUAGACAGUUUUAUGUCCAUAACGUAAGGUUCAACUAAGCUGAACAUCAAGUAUGUUGCAACAAUGCAAAAUGAGGUUUAUAUGUAUUAUACAGUAUAUGAAAUAACAGCUCUGAUGAUGAAGAUGAGGUGUUCGUACAUGUUAGGCUCUAACACAGUUUGUAAAAGUUUUCUAUGAAGGAACUACUGUGCAUUAAGACUGAAUUCUCUCUUGAAAUACUCUUCUUCAGUUUCAAAAACAAUACUGUGAUUCCAGGAGCUACUGUUUUCGUGUCAGUGCUCAGUAUUUCUGACACCGUCUGCUUGCCAGCACUUACAUAGUUACCAUAGUGUGCUCUCUACUGACUUUUUGUCAUACAGUUAUGAGUAACUGAAUUCCCUUUUUUAAUAAAAUGCCUGUGGUGCAGCUCACUGUCUGUUUUCAUCUGUGGUCAGCAGGGGGCAGUGUGUGCUUUAUAGAUGACAGUUCACUACAGAGAGAGGCUGAUGAGAGUGAAAUAUCACUGACUUAAUUCAUCUAUUUUGCCUCGUGACAGGAAAUGGUUAAUUAUGCACUGUUCAUUACUGUACUGUAGUCCUCUUAUGUGAUUGCUUUUCAUAUAAAUCUUCUAGUUGGA
Molecule: messenger RNA, 3030 nt
Organism: Scatophagus argus
Lineage: Eukaryota; Metazoa; Chordata; Actinopteri; Scatophagidae
Gene: twnk
Product: twinkle mtDNA helicase
Exons: 7
Coding region: 149-2311 (720 amino acids)
Biological process (GO): mitochondrial DNA replication
Cellular component (GO): mitochondrion
Molecular function (GO): 5'-3' DNA helicase activity; single-stranded DNA binding; ATP binding
Source: RefSeq, a predicted model, not a curated record